Mya arenaria is the source of this 1607-nucleotide messenger RNA. Its product is annotated as DNA repair protein RAD52 homolog. The record is from RefSeq and is a predicted model, not a curated record. Bases 64 to 1530 code for a protein of 488 amino acids. Gene Ontology annotation, cellular component: nucleus. Lineage: Eukaryota; Metazoa; Mollusca; Bivalvia; Myida; Myidae. Gene Ontology annotation, biological process: double-strand break repair via single-strand annealing; DNA recombinase assembly; double-strand break repair via homologous recombination. The transcript is spliced from 11 exons.
UAGAAGGUACCGCGCGUAGAUUGAAAUAUAUGCGUUAGAUUAAAUACAGCAACAUUUCUGGGAAUGUCAUCGACAGAUACACCUUCAACGAAAUUUGGACAGUGUGAGUUCACUGCUGAGGAGCAUGCAAGUAUCCAAGCAGCUCUGAGGCAAAGGCUUGGGCCAGAAUUCAUUAGCCAGAGGGCUGGAGCUGGUGGACAAAAGCUCGCAUACAUUGAGGGGUGGCGGCUGGUCAAUCUGGCAAAUGAGAUGUUUGGAUUUAAUGGCUGGUCACAUUCUGUCACCCACCAGACUAUUGAUUUUGUGGACCACUACAAUGGAAAGUACUAUGUUGGAGUCAGUGCAUUUGUCAAAGUCGUUCUGAAGGACGGUAUCCACCACGAGGAUAUAGGGUAUGGAGUGAGUGAAGGCAUGAAAUCAAAGGCCCUGUCACUUGAGAAAGCCCGAAAGGAGGCGGUCACCGAUGGGCUCAAGAGGGCACUUAAAAGCUUUGGUAAUGCCAUGGGGAACUGCUUAGGAGACAAAGAUUAUUUGAAAUGCAUAAAUAGAGCACCAAAGCCGCCUGCUGAACAAUGCAACAUUCAAGAAAUGAAGCAUUCCCCUAUGGAUCCAAACAUUGAACAGGCCAGGAAGACUGGUUUACAAGCUGCUGAUGGCAGAAGAAAUAGUGUAAACCAGUCAGAUAUAGUCGCAAAUAUUGUAAACGUUCUACAGCAGAAUAACUGUGUCAUGAAACGGGAAUCAGAAAACAUUUCAAGUAAUCAGAAUGGACCUGACAUGAGAAACAAUCCUCAACAGUCAAAUAACAAUCCGAGUGCAGCACAGGGAUUUAGUGUAAGGCAAAGUGCAAUGAGUAAGAAUAGUUUAAAGUUACCAGGGACCUCAGUGAGACAUAUGCAGAGAAGAUCCCGCAGUAUGACAACAGAAAUGGAAGAAAGUGAGCGAGUCGGUGAGAAUAUGGAAAAUGAAAAUCCAGCCCUGACCAGCGAUGUAACGGGAGCAAGACAGGAUAGCUGCAGUCCCACGCCAGGUGAUGUGAGUGAACAGGCGAAGCAGGAACGCAUGCAGAGGAAAUUACAGAAGCAGCAGGAGUUCCUGCGUAACCUCGAGAAACAGAAGAAUAAUGAUGACAUUGGUGCCCCUAUAGCCACCUCCACCCCGGCCUUCAACCCUAUGCUAACUUCCAGUCCCCACCCUGAAGGACAAGGUCACCAGCGCCCGACUGCAGACAUCGGUCAGUCUGAUGAUGGGCUGGUACCUGAAGAUAACUUUGAGGAACUUUCGUUCUGGAGCCAGUCAAUAGACCUGGAACCUGAAACAGACACUUACAAACUAGGUCACCAAAAUGGUGCCUCACACGCUCCAAGACAAGCUGAUAAUCCUACCUCCAAUCAGAGAGCUCUUCAGCAGCAAAAGUCAUUGGUCAGCUCGAUGAAGAGGCCAGAUGGAGGAGGGCAGUUUGUGAUGCCCAGACCCAUGUCAGAGUCUACUUUAGCUGCGAAAAGAAGAAGAACAGAUAACAACUCGUGACACCUGUUCAUGAUUUGUUCAGAUAUGUUUUGUUUGUUUUGUUCAGAUUGCUAAAAAAUAAAUUUUUGUAAACCAUA